AUGACAGAGGAAGUACUGCCUGACAGUGUGCAGCUGAAGAACGGGCGCUGGACGGGCGUGCUGGGAGAGCUGAUAAACGGGACGGCCGACUUCUCGCUGGUGCUCACCCAGAACUACGCUCGCAGCGGCGUCAUCCGCUUCAUCCGCAUCUACGCCAUCGACCCGUUUGUGUUCGUCACGAGCCCUGCUCAGCCGCUGCCGCAGUGGCUCUCCAUCUUCCGACCAUUCGAAACGCCGCUCUGGUUGGUCACCAUCGCAUCCACGGUCAUCUCCGGCUGCCUGGCCUUCAUGUUCACGCGGCUGCACCCGCAGCCCGAGCGGCGCUUCUCGCUCGGCCUGUCCAUCUUCAACUCGUACGGCGCCAUGUGCGAGAACGCCCAGCACCGUCUGCCGGCCAACUCAAUCGCCGCCCAGGUACAGAACCAGAGUCGUCUGCCGACCAACUCCACCGCCGCCCAGGUUAGCGCCAAGCCAGAGUCGUCUGGUCGCUCAAGUUUGCACUAA
Molecule: messenger RNA, 504 nt
Organism: Pollicipes pollicipes
Lineage: Eukaryota; Metazoa; Arthropoda; Thecostraca; Pollicipedomorpha; Pollicipedidae
Product: glutamate receptor ionotropic, kainate 5
Exons: 4
Coding region: 1-504 (167 amino acids)
Source: RefSeq, a predicted model, not a curated record